Amoebophrya sp. A25 is the source of this 4149-nucleotide messenger RNA. The record is from the annotation of a GenBank genome assembly. NCBI's taxonomy places the organism in Eukaryota, Dinophyceae, Syndiniales, Amoebophryaceae.
AUGAAUGUCCUAAACGGCAUACUCACGGACCUUUAUAUGGUCUUCCUCAUCCUAGCGAUAUGGGAAAUGAUUUUCGGGCACGAUUUGCUAUUUCAGCCGGCACGAGUUGCACUUGCAGCAAUCACAGUGGUAUUAUUGAUACUCGUACAUUUUUUGCGUUGGCCUAGGAGUAUUCAUCCCGCUUGAGCUUAUGAUGGUGAUACUCUUCAUCUGUCUUGUAAGUGAAAGUGACUGGUACAACAGUCUUCAUCUUGUACUCCGCUACUCCGAUUCUCAGGUUCUUCUUUUCUCAAUACCAUAUCGAAGCUUGACGAGUGGGAACACUGAAGUUACACCGGGCGCGGCUCAGCGAAGAAGGCCAGUCGUAGCCGGAGCCCCUGGUCUUCCUAGAGUGGAAAAGUACACCAAAACCGGGAGCAUAAAUGGACUCGAGUACUGACAUGGCUUUUUUCUUCUUGUUAAACCGAGUGUGAACAAGUUGAAUUUACAUUGAGCUACUUCGUUUAAUAAGAUUAAAUGUUUCCAUUAUUGAAAAAAUUAACUUGAGGGCGUAGCCAGCUGCACCCACAUUUUUUUACUAAAUGAGCAUAAUCUUAAUCACUUGCCUCCAGUUAUGCGUCAUCAGAAAUGCAAGGAUGGCGACCAGCGAUGGAGGAUGCUGGAUGCGCGCAGGAUUUAGCGCAUGCAAAACUUCCCUGUCUCCAGGAAUGGGCUUUCUUCGGAGUCUUUGAUGGGCAUGGAGGUAAUCAGAUUUUAGCGAGGUAGGGGAGGUUCUUGGUGGGCAUUGAGUUGUAUCUUCAUCAGGACCAUUGAAUGAUAGAAUUUUGUUGUUGUAUACCUCCUUGUCCUCAUAGUUCGUGUUGAAUGAAGAUAGUCAUGGUGUCCUUCCCAAGUAGGUUCUUUUUCUCCAUACGUAUACCUUUCAUCAUCUAACAUCCAGGUGCUGCUGUGUCAAAACGAAUAUCGACAGAACUCUGCAAUCACUUCGUGGAAAUAUGUAGAGAUAGUCACGAAAAAGCGGCAUCUGUAUCACCUAGCGACGUGAAGUAUGCCCUUGGAGAAGCGUACUUGCUGACUUACUGUCUUAUCUCUAGCUCUACAGCACUGUCUAUCAACGUGAGAAAUUUUGAUGGAUUCUAGGCAUGCAUAUUUUCUUCGUCGUCUUCUACCUCGCUACGAAAAGAAAUGCCAAUACAUACAGAACAGAUUGUACUUAUCACGCUAAAAGACAUAAUUUUUAUACUGCCAUCACAUAUUUUUUGUGAUUACAACUACAAACGACAGAUUCGCGCGUAUGGACUUGUCUUUACGACGAGACAGUCAGAGCGGCGAGUUCGACUUUGUCGGGUCAACCGGAAUAUUAAGGCUGGUUCUCUACCUCUAAAGUUAAUAUCUCUUCAUAAAUGGACUUCGCUUCAACAUGGCUGCUCAUUUUUUGAUAAUUAAUGAAGUUUUUAUUGAUGGCGUGUUUGAUUCCAACGAAGAAUAAUUAAUGUCGUUACAAUGAGAAUGAGUAGCUAUUCCGUCUCUAAGAAAGGUGGUCGUGUUGAACAACAAGGAUCUCGUCUGCGCAAACGUGGGAGACUCUAGAGCCCUCUUGGCAAGAGCUGAAAAAGUAGUAUCGCUCUCAGAGGACCACAAGCCCGAAAUGCCCAGCGUAUAAUUACAGAUUAGCUUAUGCUUUGCAUACUCUUGUUCAUGUUCAGCUUCAUUUAGAAACUUCUUCAACUACGUAGUUGUAAGUUGUAGCACACUAAAAUUAGAAUCUGCAUUGCGUUGCAUAUGACCACGCACUCACUCUCACAGGAACGAAAAAGGAUAGAAAAGGCCGGUGGAUCAGUUUCACAAAUAGGACCGUGUUAUCGAGUAGACGGCUGGGGUCUGAACUUGUCUCGAGCCUUCGGAGAUUUUCAUUAUAAGAGCAGGCCCGACCUCGAACCAUGGGAACAAAAGGUAAAGCGACAUCCAGUCGUAAUUCUUCUAGCAAAUUUCAAAAAUAUUCCCGAUACUCUACGUAUGAUCACUCUAAAAGUGUCAUCCUGCUCUGGUUCUAUAAGUGGUGCCUCAACCCGGACCCCGUCUUCGUCUUGGUACUGAUGAUCAGCAUAAGUUUUAUUCCUCUACUACUUUUCGUUUUCCAACUCCAAUCAAAAUGAAGGUUUCCGCUGAACCAGAAAUAAGGACAUUAGCAUUGGAGCACGACAAAGAUAGCUAUCUAGUCCUAGGCUGCGAUGGCGUUUUCGAGCUCCUGAAAAACCAAGACGUUAUCGAUUUCGUACUAGAAGCUCGUGAGUUUUUUUGACAACUAGAACCGACUUUUCCAGCUCCACUUUUACAAGAAAUAGAAAGAUGAGUUAAGUAGAAGUAAAUGUAAACUACAUGAUACAUUGUGGUCGUCUACUUUGGUUUAAAAUCCUUAUCCAGGUCUGCGAAAACACCAAGGGAGGUCAUGCGUCACUGAGCAGUGUGGUGGAGUCGCUAUUGGACCAGUGUAUAUCACCGAAUCUUCUGGUAACACAGGGCAAGGGCGGCGACAAUGUGAGUGCUAUCGUCAUACGCAUGCCAGGCGCGUUGAAAAGGGCUCAGUUAAGGCCAGUUUAUUAUAAAUAUUCUUCUGUCAUUGUCAAGACUCAAAAAUAUUAUUGACAUCAAUUUCAUAGAAAGUGAACAACUCCUUGAUGACUUCAAAUCUCAGAAGUAGACGAGGAAACCAAGUAAUAGCUCUAAGUCGUGCAUUGGCAGGAGGGCAGGUAGGUCUCGCCGAAAACUCAGCCGCGCAUGCAGCUGUGGAUAGCAACACGCGAUCGAGCGACACUGUCGGGGAACAUGAAGCGGGAGAGCCACUGGCAAAUGGUGGCGACAUGGACAUGGACAUGGAAGACGGAGACGAGAAGAGUAAGGAUGAUUGAUGUCUUGAUGUAUUUUUUUGAUUUCAUGUUUGCUAGCGGUUGAAGGGUUUUUACAACACGUCGCAGAUGAUUCAGAGGAAGACCUAUACUUAUACAUAGAUACUUCUCCGAAGACACGAUCAAAUUAGUCUGCUGUUGAAGUAGUCCUUCUCCCUUUGUCCUCGUGUUGUAAGUUGUAGUCCCGAGUCAAUUGAAUCGUAUUUUUCAUUCUAAUUAUAUGUAAGGCCCUCAGCCUCACUCUCUGAAGAUCGCGCGAAACGCACACAUAAGUAGGAAACAAAUGAAUUCUCCGCCUUGCGCUUUUGUUUUCGUCUUAGACAGAAUUCUUUUUUAGAUGUUUUGGAGCUCUGUAAUUUAUCUUGUUACACAAUUUCGCUCUGCCAAUCUGAUGUUCAUGUCUGUGCGGAUGAAAUAGAAUAGCAUAUGAUAAGUUGUACACUCGUCGUCGUCUUUCACCGCAAGAAUUUCCUAGUAUCACCGAGUCUUCCCCUGCCUUGCCCCGUCCCAUCCCUUUAUGAAUACUUUUUUUCGAGAUUUGGAGAAGAUUGGACUUGGAGUAAAGAAAUGGAGACACACGGAGCAGAUGGCACAGCUGAUGAUAGAAUCACUAGAAAAUGAAGAGUGGUCCUGUACCUGCUGAUGCUGUUGUUUGAGCAUUAUACGCAAAGUUGGACUUCAGGAGGUGUGCCUAAGGUUACUAACUUUUAAUCGCUCCUACUAGUAGACAGAGUACUUGAUGAAUAUUCAUCUGAUCCAGGUCCAGCGUCACCGGUCACAAUCUUAAUAAAUAUGUUCUGGCUCUAGUUAGCGCAGCAUGAUGGCUACUUCUCCACCUGCUCUACUAUGUAUACUUUGGUGGUCGUGUUACGCUUAGAGCAAUGUCGUUUUAGUCGUGGAGCGACGCUCCUCGUCUUCCCCAAAAGGACUACGCCGCGAUCAUACAUCAUUGCUACUUUUUCGAAACAUUUUCAGAACACACAAAUCAAUUUGUAUUUCCUUCGUGCAAGAGGACACUCGACAAUGAAUGAAGGAAGCCAGUCCCAGCUGUACUUGUCAUUGUCUCAAGAUGAAGGUGGCAACUACCGACCGAAGAUGACGUUGUACGAUUUUCAUGUGCUGAUGGAAAUGGAUGGGCCCUUCCCGUCCCCAACAUAUAUUAACCCUAUAGAUGCAACAACCUCCUAUGAUUUCUGCCGCUCCCUCACAUGUAAAGAAAAAUACGAAAAGAGGUCCCCUGCUC